UCAGCUUUCAAGCGCGAAGAAUUCAGAAUGCCUUCCCACGAGGCUCCACAUGCUGCCACUGGCAACGAUGGCUCGUCAUCGUUCCUCGCCGACAAGUCCGCCAAAGUCUUCCUCGCUGGCCACAAAGGCAUGCUGGGCUCCGCCGUGCACCGGCGCCUGACCGCGCUGGGCUUCACCAACGUCGUCGGCCGCUCCCGCGCGGAGCUGGACCUCACCUGCGAGGCCGCGGUGCGCAAGUUCUUCGACGCCGAGCGGAUCCGCUACGUGAUCCUCGCCGCGGGCAAGGUGGGCGGCCUGCACGCCAGCUCGGCCGCGCCGGUCGACUUCAUGACCGAGAACCUCCGCAUCACCACGAACGUCCUCGCUGCCGCCCGCCUCUGCGGCACCGUGCGCAAGCUGCUCUUCCUCGCCACCUCCGCCGUCUACCCCGUGGACGCCCCCCAGCCGAUCCCGGAGUCCACGCUCCUCGCCGGCCCGCCGGCGCCGGGGAACGAGUGGUAUGCCAUCCCCAAGAUCGUGGGCAUCAAGAUGUGCCAGGCCUACCGCGCCGAGCUCGGCAUGGACGCCAUCGUGGCGGCGCCCAACAACCUGUACGGCCCGCGAGAGCCGUUCCCGUCGGAGAGCUCCCACGUCAUCCCGGCGCUCAUCCGCCGCUUCCACCGCGCCAAGGCCGCCGGCGCCCCCGAGGUCGCCGUCUGGGGCUCUGGCCUCCAGCUGCGCGAGUUCACGCACGCCGACGACGCCGCGGACACCAUCGUGCUGCUGAUGGACAGGUACUCGGGCGCCGAGCACAUCAAUGUCGGGAGCGGGCGCGAGGUGACGGUGCGCGAGCUCGCGGAGAUGGUGAGGGAGGUGGUGGGGUACCAGGGGCGGAUCGUCUGGGACACGAGCCGGCCGGACGGCGUGAUGAGGCGGCUGCUGGAUAGCUCCAAGAUGAGGGCGAUGGGGUGGGAGCCCAAGGUGGAGCUGCGGGAUGGGCUCAAGAAGCUGUACGAGGGGUACCUGCGUGGCAGCGUCGUCACCAACGUUGAAAGCAUGAACAGAUGAACUCGAUCAAGCGUACAUGGACUCCGUGUAUCUGAGAGACUGUGAGACUCAACUGGUGCAGCUUGCUCUGUAAUAAACUGGUUAAAAUAUUUGAAUUGCAUGGAGAGGAUUAUUCAAUA
Molecule: messenger RNA, 1166 nt
Organism: Panicum hallii
Lineage: Eukaryota; Viridiplantae; Streptophyta; Magnoliopsida; Poales; Poaceae
Product: putative GDP-L-fucose synthase 2
Exons: 2
Coding region: 28-1047 (339 amino acids)
Biological process (GO): nucleotide-sugar biosynthetic process
Molecular function (GO): GDP-L-fucose synthase activity
Source: RefSeq, a predicted model, not a curated record